AUUUGCAAGUUCUAUCGUUGCCUAAAGCAAUUUUAUCAGCAAUUUUAUCAGCAAACCUGUAUUAUCGCAUUUCUGUCAAUCAGUUGUGUGUAAAAGUCAUCAACACCAAGUGUACGACAGUUCGUGCAUCGUCAGCUAACUGAGAACAAUGGGGUCGAGCAAUCGGCCCUUAUUAUCCUGGCUGUCACUAGCUACUCUAAUUGCUACUCUGGCUCUUGUGAGCCAAUGCGUCGAGAUGCUGGAGAUGGAUGCGCCUGCGUCGUUGACCUUCUGCGAGGUUCAUGUACUUCCUCGAGGAUACAAUUGCGAAGAGCAUGAGGUAUAUUCCGAGGAUGGUUACAUACUUCGUCUGCAUCGUGUUAUACCUCGGGGCAACCUGGACAAGUCUGUGUGGGAAUGGCUGGAACCGGAGCUCCGACAUAAGCACAAGCACAAGGGGCCCUUCCCUGGGUUCAAGAAUCCACGGCCAGCUCCUGAGGCUGUACCCUCGCAAACAAGUCCUAGCAGCACGUCAGAAACUCCACCAUCUCCAAGUCCUCCUCCUUCCUCCUCCUCGACUUCAGGUGAAGGAGCAUAUGGAGGGCCAACUCCGCCGUCGUCCUCCUACUCUCCACCUGGUGGAUAUGGAGGUCCAAGUCUUCCGUCCUCCUCCUCGCCUCCAGGUGAAGGAGCAUUUCGAGGACCAUCUCCGCCGUCGUCCUCAUACUCUCCACCUGGUGGAUAUGGAGGUCCCAGUCUUCCGUCCUCCUCCUCGCCUCCAGGUGAAGGAGCAUAUGGAGGAUCACAUUCGCCCUCGUCCUCAUACUCCCCGCCCGGUGGAUAUGGAGGUCCCAGUCUUCCGUCCUCCUCCUCCUCGCCUCCAAAUGAAGGCGCAUAUGGAGGAUCACAUUCGCCCUCGUCCUCCUACUCCCCGCCCGGUGGAUAUGGAGGUCCCACUCCUUCUGCGUUCUCCCCACCAGGUUCAAGCACAUAUGGAGGAUCGAACUCAGCUCCAUCGUCUUACUCUCCCCCGGCAGCCGCUGGAUAUGGGGCACCCAGUCCCGCCGGUUCUAGGAACUCACCACCAAGUGCCGGCGCAAUAGGAGGAGGAUCUCCAUCUCCCACGUCCUUCAACCCUCCUCCUGCCUCUGGCGGAUAUGGAGCAACGAGUCCUCCUGGUACGGAGCCAUAUGGAGGAGGAUCCACAUCGCGGCCUUCCUACUCUCCUCCCACUCCUUCAGAAUCGAACUCUCCACCAGGUGUAGGAAAUUACGGAGAGGGUUUCUCAGGACCAUCAACAUCUGCUCUCUCCCCACCACUUGUUGGAUCCGGAUACGGAGUCUCGCCACCAUCGUCAACGAGCUCCCCACCGAAUGAUUCAGGAGGAUCUACUUCCAGUUUCAGUGCUGACUGUCCACCUGGCUUGUCCUCGCCGAACAUUGCAAGGAGGGGACUUACUAGCAGCAAUGGCCGAGAGCAACCUUCGACUCGAGCCCAAAAUGCAGAACUCGUCGACCGGGACCCGGUUCUGCUCAUGCACCACGAGCUUUUCAACGGGGGCAGCUGGUUCACGCCCGUGGCCACCGAGAACGACACUCUGCUCCCGCUAAGGCUCGUGGACCAAGGCUUCGAUGUGUGGAUCGGUCACGAGCGGGCGACGUUCUGGAGCCACGAGCAUCGGAAGCUUACUCCCAACGAUGUUGCGUACUGGAACUGGACUUGGGAUCAGCACGUAGAGCACGACGUUCCGAAGCUGCUGGCAUACAUCAGCGACGAGACUGGCUCCAGAGUGCAUUACGUCGGAGUGUCUCUGAGCGCUGCAGUCGGGGCAGCCGCAGCCACGAACGCGGGCGUCGCCAGUCUCAUGAAAACUCUGACUCUGAUAGCUCCCGCCUUCUAUCGGGGGAAGACUACUUCAGAGUUCCUGCAAGCCUUGGAUCCUAUUCCAUUUCCCUCGGCCUUAGGCACGAGCGCCGACGAAGGGCACGACAACAGGCUCGGUGCGUUCAACUUUCCGAGGGAGUUUCAUCUAGAUGCCAUUCCAUUGACCAGCCCCGCUUUUCGUCUGCGGUUUGCCAUCUCGGGCCCCGAUUGUUGCCUGGGUCCGAGUGUGCUCUCGCUCACCAACGGAUGGGAUGGAGUGACGUCGUACAAGAAUCUCGAGCACCUCCAUCAGGGUAAACUGGACGAUCGAUCUUGAUGGGAUUAGAAGGAAGUAAGGCAGGCAGGGCUACAUAGAGAUAUCACAUGGAUUUGAUACUUUUGGAGCGAAGCAUGGAGUGACUUCUCACAUCAUCGCGUGAGCUGCUCGCAUGCAGGAAUCUCGACGAAUACCUUUCAGCACUUCGACUACGGGUCCUCAGCCUUGAAUGCCCUGGCAUACGAGGGCAAAACCGACCCUCCAACUUACGAGCCGAAAGAUAUUCCCACCGACCUGGCGAUGUUGGUGGUUUACGGAGGGCAGGAUUUAUACUCGCCUCCCGAAGGUGCGCUGGAAUUCAUGAGCUUGACACAGACUAUGCCCCAGUCAGUGAACCUGCCUCACUACGCACAUUUCGACCUAUCUCUGAGCCUGCACCGAGCGGACAAUGUGUAUGGGCCGAUCACAGCCUUUCUUCAAGACCAAUACGGACCUGAAGAACCUCACUACUGAUAAUCUAAUCAAUGUAUCGAUAGGACGAUGGCGAUAAUAGAUUUAUCAAGCAGCAGCUGUUGCCAGAAGCAUCAUGCCUUCAUGGAAUUGGACGAUUAGUCCAUCAGUAGUGUAUAGCUAUAGGUAGUAGUAGUUAGUGAUAAUAGAAAUAUCAAACAGCCGCUUUUGUUGGAGAGCUUUAUGCCUUCAAUCGUACGAUUAGUCCCAGUAGUCUAUAGAGGUAUAGAUAUCUCAAUAAGCAGGAUCAGCUGUUGCCCAUUUGAUAUUUAUGCGGAGAUAGCCACAAUUUACUUAUUACUUGACUUAGAAUCAACUAUUACGUACCAUUUCACUUUUGGGGGGUCUGUCCAUUCAGAGCAUGGGAACAAGUCACUUGUGCACUCGUCUCUCGAACAUUCAUGAAAUCAAUAAAAUUUGUCCAGUAUU
Marchantia polymorpha subsp. ruderalis is the source of this 3058-nucleotide messenger RNA. Lineage: Eukaryota; Viridiplantae; Streptophyta; Marchantiopsida; Marchantiales; Marchantiaceae. The record is from the annotation of a GenBank genome assembly.